Chlorella variabilis is the source of this 1950-nucleotide messenger RNA. RefSeq lists its product as hypothetical. The transcript is spliced from 4 exons. Gene Ontology annotation, biological process: chromatin remodeling. Lineage: Eukaryota; Viridiplantae; Chlorophyta; Trebouxiophyceae; Chlorellales; Chlorellaceae. Gene Ontology annotation, cellular component: nuclear chromosome. The record is from RefSeq and is a predicted model, not a curated record. Bases 1 to 1950 code for a protein of 649 amino acids.
AUGCAGCAGCACGUGCCGCCGCCCGAGCUUGUGCCGGUCCAGCUGACGCUUGGGAGCAGCAAGGGCACAUUUCGAGAUUGGGUGCUGUGGCCAGUUGCUGUCACAACCCAGGAGGAGCUGGAAUCUUUUGCUGCGGGCUUGGUCAGCGACCUGGGCGUGCCACCGCAAUUCAGACGGCCCGUAGCAGACGCCAUUGGGGCGCAGGUGGCAGACUGGGUUGCCAACGUGCCGCCGCCUGCCACCGGGCCCAGCCCACGUCGCGAGCUCGUCAGGCUGGACCUGGUGCUGGGUGGCAGCCUGCGCCUGCGCGACCAGUUUUGGUGGGAUCUGCACGCCGCAACACCCACGCCCGAGGAUUUUGCGGCCGAGCUGUGCGCGAAUUCGGACAUCGACGCGUGCCACGGUGCCGCGGUGGCCGCCGCCAUACGCAUUGAGCUGGGCAAGCUGCGGCGGUCGGCGCCCAUCAACCUGCAGCUUCCCAUGCCGCGCAUUUUGGACACAUUAGCGACAGGCGCAGCAGGCGCAGCAGGCGCCGAGCCAGGCGAUGCAGAUGCGUUGUUUGGCUUGAAAAACGUCUAUGCCGACAGGCAAGAAUGGCACAAGUGGGGCCCCUCGCAGCACCAGCUGAGUGUGGAGGAGGCACAAGCGCUGCAGAAGCAGCAGCAGCUGGUUGUGCAGCAGCGCCAGCAGCAGCAGCUGGCGCAGCGGCUCCACCAGCAGGCUGAGCUGGAGCGUGCGGAGCUCAUGGCCAAGCAGAGUGCAGCAGCGGCACAGCAGCAGAGUGUUCAGGGCCCGGCGGCCCAGCAGGCCAAGCGCCUGCAGCAGCUGCACGAGCAGCGACCGCCUGCGCCGGGCGAUGGCGAGGUGUUGGGUGCCCGACGGCAGCUGCGCCAGCGCCGGGGACGUGCCAGCCGCCUGAAAGAGCUUCUGCGGCAGGAGGAGGAAGCGGACGAGGAGUCCAACCAAAGCAGCGCCAGCCUGAGCGGCGGCGGCGGCGGCGGCGGCAGGAGCACAGCCCGGGCGGCGGAGGCAGCGGGCGGCAGCACCGCAUCCCGUGACUACCUGCCCGAUGAGGACUCCCUCAUGCAGCAGGAGAUGCAGGAGGCUGAGGAGGAGAGGAAGGAGGCGCGGCACCGCCCCUCGCGCCCCCGGCAGCGCCGACGCACAGCUGGUGCAGCGGGCAAGGCUGCUGCGGUAGCACAGAAGCAGCAGCAGCAGCUUCUGCCCACACCGCAGCAGCAGGCCAUGCUGCCAAUGCAGCUGCCCAGCAGCGGCAGCGCAGGGGCGCCACCAUUGCUGGGUCAUGGCAUGGGUGGCGGCGGAGGUGCGGGGAUGCCGCCCCUGCUGCCCAGCGGCAGCGGAGUGGGCGGCGCCCUGUUUGGCAAUGGAAUGGGAGGGGCCCUGAUGAGCAUGGGUGGCGGCAGUGGCGUGGUGCCAGUGCUACAGCAGCAGCAGCAGCUCCCGCCGGGCAUGGUCCCCACAGGCAGCGGACCGAUUGGCGGCGGCAUGCCCCAGCAACCGUCCCUGGUGCCGCAGCAGUCGCUGCCGCCGCAAGGGCCGCUGCAGGCAGCGCGGCAGGUGCCACCUGCUGCGCAGGUGCACAUGGUGGGUGGCGCCAUUGUGCAUUUUGCCCGGGAGCUCAACAUGAAGGAGGACAAGAUCCGGGCCAUGCUGAGCCGCACCCCCCAGGAACAGCUCAGCCUUUUCCGCACACUGCACCAGCUGGUGCAGCAGGCGCGGGCGCGGCAGCAGCAGCAGCUGGAGACGGCGGCGAUGCUGGCGGCGCAAGUUCAGCAGGGAGUGGGGGCAGGGCUGCCGCCCAUGCAGGCGCCGGCGCUGCCACCCGAGAUGCUGCCGCCCAUGCCAAUGCCCUUGCCCGCGCCGCGGGAGCAGCAGCACCAGCCAGUGAACCAGUUCAGCGAAAUGUUCAGCGAAAUGUUUCCGUUGUGA